This is a messenger RNA of Sodiomyces alkalinus F11, 2775 nucleotides long. Its product is annotated as plasma-membrane proton-e. Lineage: Eukaryota; Fungi; Ascomycota; Sordariomycetes; Glomerellales; Plectosphaerellaceae. The transcript has 9 exons. Bases 1 to 2775 code for a protein of 924 amino acids. The record is from RefSeq and is a predicted model, not a curated record. Gene Ontology annotation, cellular component: plasma membrane. Gene Ontology annotation, biological process: regulation of intracellular pH; proton export across plasma membrane. Gene Ontology annotation, molecular function: ATP hydrolysis activity; P-type proton-exporting transporter activity; ATP binding.
AUGGCGGAAAAGGAUUCCGCUGCCACGCCGGCAGCAGACGCGCCCUUCCAAUAUCACGACGAGAAGGAGAAGAUGGGCCCCUCGGACCACGAACCUGUUCACGGCAAACCCGAGCUAGGAGAACACGACGAGAACGACGAGGACAUUGAUGCCCUCAUCGAGGACCUCGAGAGUGAGGAUGGCCAUAUCGACGAGGAAGAAGAAGACACGACCCCUGGUGGUGCCCGAACCAUCCCGGAAGACCAACUCAUGACUGAUACCCGACUUGGUCUCAGUGAGCAUGAGGUCCAUGUUCGCCGUCGCAAGUAUGGUCUUAACCAAAUGAAAGAGGAGAAGGAGAACCUGAUCCUCAAGUUCUGUAUGUACUUUGUCGGCCCUAUUCAGUUCGUCAUGGAGGCCGCUGCCGUCCUGGCUGCCGGUCUUGAGGAUUGGGUUGACUUCGGUGUCAUUUUGGCUCUGCUUCUCUUGAACGCCGUUGUCGGUUUCGUUCAGGAAUUUCAAGCAGGAAGCAUCGUCGAAGAGUUGAAGAAGACACUCGCUCUCAAGGCAGUUGUCAUUCGUGACGGUCGCGUUCAGGAAAUCGAGGCCCCCCAGGUCGUUCCCGGCGAUAUUCUCCAGAUCGAGGAGGGUACUAUUGUACCUGCUGACGGCCGUAUCGUGACCGAAGAUGCCUUUGUCCAGGUCGAUCAAUCCGCCAUCACGGGUGAAUCCCUCGCCGUCGACCGUCACAAGGGGGACACCCUCUACGCGUCGUCCGCUGUCAAGCGCGGUGAAGCUUUCAUCAUCGUCACGGCUACCGGUGAUUCGACAUUCGUCGGCCGUGCAGCUGCUCUCGUCAGCGCUGCCAACAGUGGCACUGGUCACUUCACAGAGGUCUUGAACGGCAUUGGUACCACUCUCCUGGUUCUCGUUGUCGCGACUCUCCUGGUUGUCUGGGUUGCCAGCUUCUACCGGUCCAAUGACAUUGUGACGAUUCUCCGCUUCACCCUGGCCAUCCUGAUCGUUGGUGUUCCCGUCGGUCUCCCUGCCGUCGUAACCACCACCAUGGCCGUCGGUGCUGCCUACCUGGCCAAGAAGAAGGCUAUUGUGCAGAAGCUAUCCGCCAUCGAGUCGCUGGCUGGUGUUGAGAUCCUCUGCUCCGACAAGACGGGAACCUUGACGAAGAACAAGCUGUCGCUCGCUGAGCCGUACACCGUCGAGGGAGUUGACCCCGAAGAUUUGAUGCUCACUGCCUGUCUUGCUGCCUCCCGCAAGAAGAAGGGCAUGGACGCCAUCGACAAGGCGUUCCUCAAGUCUCUCAAGCACUACGCCCGUGCCAAGAGCGUCCUGAGCAAGUACAAGGUCAUUUCAUUCUAUCCCUUCGAUCCCGUCUCGAAGAAGGUCACGGCUGUCGUUGAGUCCCCGACUGGCGAGCGCAUUACCUGCGUCAAGGGAGCGCCUCUGUUCGUUCUCAAGACGGUUGAGGAAGAUCAUCCGCUGGACGAGGCUGUCGACAUCGCGUACAAGAACAAGGUUGCUGAAUUCGCCACUCGCGGUUUCCGGUCUCUCGGUGUUGCGCGCAAGCGUGACGAGGGUAACUGGGAGAUCCUUGGUAUCAUGCCCUGUUCUGACCCUCCCCGUCACGAUACCGCUCGUACUGUCAAUGAGGCCAAGAAUCUCGGUCUCUCCGUCAAGAUGCUCACUGGUGAUGCUGUUGGAAUUGCUCGUGAGACGUCCCGUCAACUAGGUCUCGGCACCAACAUCUUCAAUGCCGAUCGUCUUGGUCUCGGUGGUGGCGGUGACAUGCCCGGCUCUGAGGUGUAUGACUUUGUUGAGGCCGCCGAUGGAUUCGCCGAAGUCUUCCCCCAGCACAAGUACAACGUCGUCGAGAUUCUGCAGCAGCGUGGCUACCUUGUUGCUAUGACUGGUGACGGUGUCAACGAUGCUCCUAGUCUGAAAAAGGCCGACACGGGUAUUGCCGUCGAGGGUGCCUCCGAUGCCGCGCGCUCAGCUGCUGAUAUUGUCUUCCUGGCCCCUGGUCUCGGAGCCAUCAUUGAUGCUCUGAAAACGUCGCGUCAAAUUUUCCACCGCAUGUACUCCUACGUCGUGUACCGUAUCGCUCUCUCAAUCCAUCUUGAGAUCUACCUUGCUCUCUGGAUUGCGAUUCUGAACCGGUCGCUCAACAUCGAGCUGGUCGUCUUCAUUGCUAUUUUUGCUGAUAUCGCCACCCUGGCCAUCGCCUAUGAUAAUGCCCCCUACAGCCACACGCCCGUCAAGUGGAACCUCCCCAGGCUUUGGGGCAUCUCGAUCAUUCUCGGAAUCGUUCUUGCCAUCGGUACCUGGAUUACGGUUACGACGAUGUACGCGCACGGCCCGGACGGUGGUAUUGUUCAGAACUUCGGCAACAUGGACGAGGUUGUGUUCCUCCAGAUCAGCUUGACGGAGAACUGGCUCAUCUUCGUUACUCGCGCCAACGGACCGUUCUGGUCGUCGAUCCCGUCGUGGCAGCUGGCGGGAGCGAUUUUCAUUGUCGACGUGAUUGCCACGUGCUUCUGUAUUUGGGGUUGGUUCCUGGGCGGCGACCCGACCAGCAUCGUGGCCGUGGUCCGUGUCUGGAUCUUCUCGUUCGGCGUGUUCUGCGUCUGCGCGGGUGUUUACUACAUCCUCCAGGACAACAAGGGCUUCGACAACCUCAUGCACGGCAAAUCGCCCAAGGGGUCGCCGAAGCAGCGGUCACUGGAAGACUUUGUCGUGUCUCUGCAGCGCGUCUCGACGCAGCACGAGAAGUCGCAGUAA